AUGUUCGGGCUAACAAGAAAACCGGCGGUGUUCGCCCUCAAGGACGUACAAGCACUCGUCUCCUUCAUCGACACGAACAAAGAGUUUCUGCGAACCACGACGUCGACAGCUGCCAGGAAGGAAUGGAUCACGCGCACCAAAGCGACGGAGGAGAUCACCGCACUACUUGACCACCAAGAUUCGAGGAUAUCAAUCGACGAUAUCGCCGCCCAUAUCAACGUGAGCGCCGAAGAUGCCACAACACGUAUCACCGAACUCGAGCUCGAAAGCGCCUACCAACCCGAGACGGGAUGGAUUAGGAUGGGGAGUGUGGUUUUGCCGAGACAAGAGCUUACCCGCCUUUCCCAAACCCUCUCCCAAUCGCUCUCCACGAACGGUUGGGUCCGGGUUCGUGAGUGGUGUCGGGAACAGCGAAUCAACGCCAUCAUUUUCGAGCAGAUACAAUCACAACUCGAGAGUGGGGAGGAGGGGGGAAACACGUAUGUGGGUCCGCAGAAGGAGUUUUUGGUUGAGAGGAGGUGGUUGGAGGAGGAGGAGGGUCGGCUUACGGAAAGUAUUCAAUUACUCACAAGCCCAACCCCUCUCUCAACCCUCACCACCAACACCACCAACCCCCUAACUCCCCACCUCCUCCCCCCCCUCCUCCGCUCCCCCCGUCUCUCCAACCAAGGAACACUCGAUGGCGGUGUCUGGACCCCUACCUCAUACACGCAACACAAACAACGCGAAGCAGUAGAGAGAUUCAGACGUGACGGGUACAUCUCAAAACACCUCCUUAAAGGAUCGGAGCUGAGGGUGGAAGAGACGGGAGCGAUGGGGUUGGCAACGGUAUGGGUAUCCAGCGCAUAUAUUGCCAACAUCGAAGCCCUCGUCGAGGGUAUCCACUCGUUCUCCUCAAUCACUGAUCUCGUACCUGAACUCGAAUGGGAGGAUGCGCAAGAGCUACUGACUGGUCACGUAUUACCCCGUGUUCCACCGGGAGUCGUGUUUGUCGGUGUCGGAAAGGGAUACGUCGUGCGCCGCGAGUUUUUGGGAAGGGUUGAGGGUGGGUGCACGGCCUUUGCUCUAUCUGAAGCUGCGAAGACGAAACCGAAGCCGUUGGCGAAGAAGAAAAGCGCAGGGGAGGGACAGGGGUUAUCACUCCAGACUUUAAAGAAGCACAGCGCAGGGAUGCCGGAAUUCGCCGACGCCGAGGUUCCGGCGGUGUUGAGGGAGGAGUUGGUUAGGCGUGUAUGGCCGGUUGCUGCGAGGGUGUUUGAGGAGAGGGUUAAGGCUGUAUAUCUCGAUGUUGAAGUCGAAUCUGCGCCUACACCUACCAGUGGAUCGGGACCGAAAGCUGCGAUGGAAAGGUUACGUGCCAGAUGGACGGUAUAUGCGAAUGGACUAAAGGACCUCAAAUCACGAAGCUUGAAGGCGAGUUUGGGGAGGUUUUUGUGUGAGGUGAGUGGAGAGGAGAUGGUCAAGGCGGCUACGGAUGUGGGUGAUAAAAGCGAGCUUAAGUUUGAUGCGGAGGCUGCGAAGAAACUGCUUGAAGAGGGCGAUGUUGCUGGGUUCACUUCCCUCUUCUCUGUGAAGGAGAAUGCGGAAACCGUGGAGGCGGCUAAGACGGAGAUCUUGCAGAACCUCGGUACACAGCUCUCUGCCGCCACAGACCCGGCACUCGUUCUCCACCUCUCCGUUUUGCUCAUACUGGCACGAAACUCCAAGUCAAAUGGAGUCAUCAACGCGAGUGGCAAGUUUGUGCCAAAGUUGAUCAAAGAGAUGGAUAUGGAGAAGGGUGAGGAGAGGGUGUUGUGUGAGGGGUUGAUGAGGGAGGUUUUGGGGAAGGAGGAGAAGGUUGAGGGAAGAGUUGAGAAGGUGCGGCAGGCUGUGUUUCCCACGGUCUGA
Molecule: messenger RNA, 1887 nt
Organism: Saitoella complicata NRRL Y-17804
Lineage: Eukaryota; Fungi; Ascomycota; Saitoellomycetes; Saitoellales; Saitoellaceae
Exons: 4
Coding region: 1-1887 (628 amino acids)
Biological process (GO): regulation of proteasomal ubiquitin-dependent protein catabolic process; response to endoplasmic reticulum stress; protein K69-linked ufmylation
Cellular component (GO): endoplasmic reticulum membrane
Molecular function (GO): UFM1 ligase activity
Source: RefSeq, a predicted model, not a curated record